AUGGACGCCUUCGCCCCUGCCCCGGCCCCUCCUACAGAGCUCGGCCGCUACCGAGUGUUGUCCUCAACAGCUGGCAUUCGCGUGUCUCCUCUGCAACUCGGUGCCAUGUCCAUCGGCUCAGCAUGGUCCGCCGCAAUGGGCACAAUGGACAAGGAGGCCUCUUACAAGCUGCUCGACGCAUUCACAGAGGCCGGCGGUAACUUCAUUGAUACAGCCAACAACUACCAGAACGAAGAGUCCGAGACAUGGAUCGGCGAGUGGAUGGCGGAGCGCGACAAUCGUGACCAGCUCGUACUUGCUACCAAGUACACCGGCGAGUAUAAGGCAUACGCAAAGGGCAAGGGCAAGACUGUCAACCACGCUGGCAAUCACAAGCGUAGCCUGCACAUGAGCGUCCGCGACUCUCUGGAGAAGCUGCGCACUGACUAUAUCGACAUUCUGUACGUCCACUGGUGGGACUACACAACUUCGGUCGAAGAGAUUAUGGAUAGCCUACACGCUCUCGUGCAGUCCGGCAAGGUUCUUUACCUCGGAAUUUGCAACACGCCCGCAUGGAUUGUCAGUGAGGCAAACACAUACGCUCGCCUGACGGGCAAGACCCAGUUUAGCAUCUACCAGGGCCGGUGGAACGUGCUAAGCCGCGACUUUGAGCGUGAGAUUAUCCCCAUGGCGCGCCGGUUCGGCAUGGCGCUCGCCCCUUGGGACGCCGUCGGUGGCGGCAAGUUCCAGACCAAGGCUGCGCUUGCUGAGCGCGCUGCUAGCGGCGAGGGUCUGCGCAAGAUGAUGGGCUCCGAGCAGGGCGAGGACCAGGUUCGCAUGAGCGAGGCUCUCGCGCAAGUUGCUUCCGAGCACGGCAUCGAGUCGGUUACCGCAAUUGCGCUGGCUUACGUCCUCUCCAAGACACCCAAUGUGUUCCCUCUCAUCGGCGGCCGUAAGGUUGAGCACCUGCACGACAACAUUAAGGCGCUGAGCAUUCGUCUCACUGAUGCUCAGAUUGCCUUCCUCGAGGCUGUUAAGCCGCUCGAUAUCGGCUACCCUCAGAACAUGCUUGGCGAGGAGCCUGGUGUGUCCGGGCAGACGAGCAUGGCCAUGGCUCCCUCGGGCCAGUUGGCGUACGUGCGGUACCCCAAGGCGAUUGGAUAUGAGUAA
Molecule: messenger RNA, 1149 nt
Organism: Penicillium arizonense
Lineage: Eukaryota; Fungi; Ascomycota; Eurotiomycetes; Eurotiales; Aspergillaceae
Exons: 1
Coding region: 1-1149 (382 amino acids)
Source: RefSeq, a predicted model, not a curated record